This is a messenger RNA of Anastrepha ludens (Mexican fruit fly), 771 nucleotides long. Its product is annotated as ATP-dependent DNA helicase pif1-like. The transcript has a single exon. The coding region runs from base 1 to 771 and encodes 256 amino acids. NCBI's taxonomy places the organism in Eukaryota, Metazoa, Arthropoda, Insecta, Diptera, Tephritidae. The record is from RefSeq and is a predicted model, not a curated record. Gene Ontology annotation, molecular function: DNA helicase activity. Gene Ontology annotation, biological process: DNA repair; telomere maintenance.
AUGGUUGAUAGAACAGUUCCCCUUUUAAAUCAACAACAAAAAUAUGCCUACGAUACACUCAUGAAAGUAGUGAACGAUGGAACUGGCGGAUUUUAUUUUUUAGAUGCUCCUGGUGGAACUGGGAAAACGUUUUUGUUAUCAUUGAUUUUGGCCACGAUUCGAUCGCAAAAUGGAAUUGCACUAGCCCUAGCUUCAUCAGGGAUUGCAGCUACGUUGUUGGAAGGCGGUCGAACAGCUCAUUCAGCUCUCAAGUUGCCCUUGAACUUUCAAAUAAAUGAAACUCCAACUUGCAACCUUUCGAGGAAUUCUGCCAAGGCCAAAGUGCUGCAGCAAACCAGAUUGAUCAUUUGGGAUGAAUGCACGAUGGCACACAAAAAAUCUUUGGAGGCAUUAGAUCGCUCAAUGCAAGAUUUACGAAAUAACAAAAACCGGUUUGGUGGUGCAAUGAUACUAUUGGCAGGUGAUUUUCGAGAAAUAUUGCCAGUUGUUCCACGCUCAACGCCAGCUGAUGAACUAAAUGCAUGUUUGAAGUCGUCCAUUUUAUGGAAAUACAUUAAAACACUUAAAUUGAGUAUAAACAUGAGAGUCGAAUUGCAGGAGGACCAGUCUGGAGAAGUGUUUUCCAAACAACUACCCUAUAUUGGUAAUGGUAAUAUUGCUGUUGAUACAUCAUCUGGAUACAUUACAUUCCCUACCAAUUUUUGUAACUUUUGUGAAUCAAAGACCGAACUCAUGGAGAUGGUGUUCCCUACAUUGCUCAAAAUUACGUAA